CCUAAUAAUUAUCACUGCAGAUUAUUGGUUUCUUGGAAACAUAUUAUUUUUAAUCGUAUAAGUAAUAUUAUUAUUUAUUACGUGUUGACAAAAGAAAAAUAAUAUAAUCGAUAAUUUAGAGUACUUAUAUUUAGUAUUGGCCAUGAUGUCAUCGUCUGACAAAAACAAUUGUUCUCAAUGUCAAAAUAAAAAAACAAUUCAAUUUAAUAACUCUAAAAAACGGCAACCAACCACUUCACUCACGGCUAAUAAUGUUGACUACAAUAUUCCUUCUACUUCAACUGCUCAAUACGACCGACCAUCCAGUCCAGAAGACGCCAGUUGUGUUAAUAUCAGAAACAUGGUUUUUUUGAAAAAUGUUUACAAAAAUGUUCCCACAUUAUCAGAGCAGUUCCUUGUAGGGGUAAAUUGUGCGGUUAUCAAAAUAUUACAAGAAAUCGAAGAAAAUCACAAAUGUUGUGUUAAAAAAAAAUCAAAUAAACAAACACUAAAACGACGACCACCUAAAUCAUAAUAAUAUUGAAAUGUGUCUUUUUUCAAAAAAUACGUUUGUGAAAUUUUCAAAAAAAAAUAAUAAACAUUAAUUUUAUAAGAGUUAAAAAAAGUUGAUCGUCAUAUCACAAAUAUUCUUAUGACCAUCUGAAGAAUACAUUUUGACAAAAUAAGAAAUUCACAGAUAAAAAAUCGAUUUUUCAUCAAUUUUUUUAGCUAUUUUACUGUAGGUACUUAAAAAGUAUUAAUCGUAAAUACUCAAAAAAUAUUUUUUUUUGGCUAGUACUCAUAUUGCGCACAUUUACCUAUUUACAACUCGUUAAAAAUUAUUAUACUCUACUCAAACAACACUUUCCUUCACCUUAUAAGGCUUAAGACUUUCUGUCGCUCAUCAUAAAUUCUGAUGUUAUUUGACUUAUAACUUAUAUGUUAUAUGACUACAUAGCGGAUUUGAAAAUAUUGUUUGAACUAUUUAUUUUAGUAUAGCUUCCUUAGAAAGCCAUUGUUCACAAUUUUGUCAAAUUACAAAUUACACAAAUUACAAUUAGGUA
Acyrthosiphon pisum (pea aphid) is the source of this 1043-nucleotide messenger RNA. RefSeq lists its product as uncharacterized. The record is from RefSeq and is a predicted model, not a curated record. Bases 143 to 514 code for a protein of 123 amino acids. The transcript has 2 exons. Lineage: Eukaryota; Metazoa; Arthropoda; Insecta; Hemiptera; Aphididae.